AUGCCUUUAAUCGAAGAGCUUCCAGUAACUGCGGCGAAUGCUCGUCCCUCUCAUGGCUGGACAUACGUUGCGGACACUGGCGCCCCUUUCCAAACUGCCCAUUUCGGAUCCCGCAAACGAGGCCGUGAUGGGACCACCGUUGUUGCGCAAGCUGCGCAUAAACUUUCCGCGAAACAAGAAAAAGCAAUCCAGCAGCGAUUAAAUGAUUUGGGAAAGGAAAAUUAUCGCGAAGUUAAUAUCCCAGUUCCCAAAAGAGAUGGGACGAGAGACAGAGAUCGAAAAUCCACACAGAAUGUCAGGAGGAUUCUCGCGUACAGCAGGACAUUCCAGCAUUACCUUGCGGAUGAAGAAGCGGGAGUCAAUGUGUACGGGAGCGCUGGAAUUGCUCCGACCACAAACGCCGGAACACAAGCAGGACAUGGACAGGGACAGGCGCAAAAGGCAGCGGAUACAAGGAGACGAGGGAUGACUGCUCACGACGCAAUCACAUCCAUACCUAGACUCAAGGGAGCCGGAGCACAGCCGAGAAGGACCGCAUCACUGAAACAGCCGACUGCGACCUCGAGCAAAUCUACAUGUACAUCCACACCCGAACCUAGCAAAAAUGAACAGGCACCUACAACGACGAGCAGCAACGGUGAUGUAGAAAUGGCAGACGCUCCUAUCUCUACGGCUCAUCAACAACAAUACCACCACCAACAAACGGGCUCACCAUCAACAUCUCAGAAGUCCCCCCGACUACAGAAACAACAACGACCAACACCCUCACAAUCACAAUCACUGCAAUCACCCUCAACUCCCUCUGUUCCCAGCUACGAUCCCGCACUGGACCGCGACCCUUUACUCAUUACGCACGACGUGCCGAAAAUGCCCUCUGAGCGCGUAAUGCAAGCGCUCCUCGCCGAGCCGCCGCUUAGCUACAAUGCAGCGCGCGCAAAGCCUCUUGAGGAUUCGACUUCCUCAUCCGCACCCAUAUAUGUGGGCAACAAUGCGGGCACCGCGAAACCCCAACGCUGGUUCUGCUGUAUUUGUGGGUAUUGGGGGAAAGUGCGGUGUAAGAACGGCUGUGGGGAAAGAGUGUGUGGGUUGCUGGAGUGUUGGAAGAGUCAUGAGGGCGUGUGUUCGUUGGGUGCAUACUGA
This is a messenger RNA of Rhinocladiella mackenziei CBS 650.93, 1140 nucleotides long. RefSeq lists its product as uncharacterized. Bases 1 to 1140 code for a protein of 379 amino acids. Gene Ontology annotation, molecular function: nucleosome binding. NCBI's taxonomy places the organism in Eukaryota, Fungi, Ascomycota, Eurotiomycetes, Chaetothyriales, Herpotrichiellaceae. The record is from RefSeq and is a predicted model, not a curated record. The transcript has a single exon. Gene Ontology annotation, biological process: chromatin remodeling. Gene Ontology annotation, cellular component: Swr1 complex.